Nyctereutes procyonoides (raccoon dog) is the source of this 5838-nucleotide messenger RNA. RefSeq names its product chloride intracellular channel 5 (gene CLIC5). NCBI's taxonomy places the organism in Eukaryota, Metazoa, Chordata, Mammalia, Carnivora, Canidae. Bases 1 to 1221 code for a protein of 406 amino acids. The transcript is spliced from 6 exons. The record is from RefSeq and is a predicted model, not a curated record.
AUGAAUGAUGAAGAUAGUAACAACAUCUAUGACACAGUCCAAAGAAAAGGCAUCUAUGAGCUUCCAGAUGAUCCAGGAGAAAAUGAGUUUCCUUCUUAUGAUAACAUCAAUGAAUGCCUGACAGAAAACCACGUAUAUGCCACUGAACUGGAAACCCAUGAGUAUGACUCUGUGUCAGUUUACGUUGCUGGGGGCAAGGAGGACAGCUUGCCUUCUUCCCAACCAGAAGCAGCAGAUUACCUCCUGCCUGAUGAGGUAUGUCCUGAGUCCCAGGAUCUUCAACCAGGUGAGCUGCAGGAAGACCACGACAUCUCAAUGGAAGAAUUACAUUCAGCAACCCAGGACCAGGAGACUGGCCCAGAGGAGUCCCAAGAGGAUGGAGGCAUGAUGGGGGAAGAUCUUCCUUCCCCUGCAAACUUCACCAUCCAGCAGGGCAGAGCCUUCGUCGCCAGGAAUUCUGCUAAUGAGGGUUUGGAAGAAAAUCAAUCAACUUCCAUGGACCCUGAGAUAAGCCUGUUUGUGAAGGCUGGAAUUGAUGGGGAAAGCAUUGGCAACUGUCCCUUCUCUCAGCGUCUCUUUAUGAUCCUCUGGCUGAAAGGCGUUGUGUUCAAUGUCACCACUGUGGAUCUGAAAAGAAAGCCAGCUGACCUGCACAACCUUGCACCUGGCACCCAUCCACCCUUCCUGACCUUCAACGGGGAUGUGAAGACGGAUGUCAAUAAGAUCGAAGAGUUCCUGGAGGAGACUCUAGCUCCUGAAAAGUACCCCAAACUGGCUGCAAAACACCGGGAAUCCAACACGGCAGGCAUCGACAUCUUCUCCAAGUUCUCUGCCUACAUCAAAAACACAAAGCAGCAAAACAAUGCUGCCCUUGAGAGAGGCCUGACCAGGGCACUGAAGAAACUGGAUGACUACCUGAACAACCCUCUUCCGGAAGAAAUUGACGCCAACACUCACGGGGACGAAGACAAGAGGUCCCGGCGCAAAUUCCUAGAUGGGGAUGAGCUGACUCUGGCUGACUGCAAUCUGUUGCCCAAACUCCAUGUGGUCAAGAUUGUGGCCAAGAAAUACCGCAACUACGAUUUCCCUGCUGAGAUGACAGGCCUGUGGAGGUACCUGAAGAAUGCCUAUGCCCGGGAUGAGUUCACCAACACCUGUGCGGCUGACAAGGAGAUCGAGUCAGCCUAUGCAGAUGUCGCCAAGCGCCUCAGCCGCUCCUGAGCUCGGCCACCUUGCCCCACCACUGGCAGCAGAAGGACUCAGCUUCUCCCAAAGGAACUCCAGCCUCCCAGACUCCUCUUGCGCAUGGCCUUGGGAAACAUCUUUUUGUAGUAGGCCACGUCUCGCUGGCCUCCUGGGACUCCAGCCUGCUGUCUCUUCUGAAGGUCAGAACCGACCCCAGGUGAUCGGACAGGGAUCUGCAAGCAGAAAUGAUAGAAAUAAUCAAGCUCUCAGCCUUUGGGCCUGGCCUGGGUUCAGUGUUUUGAGGUCAGUGUUGGAGAACCCACCUGGGGGACUGUCACUGGCCUCUCUGCCAAUAUCAAGAUCUCUCCUCAGCUCCAUUAAGAACAUGGAACAUGGUGUCCUCUUCCACCCACCUCUUUGUUGGUUAACUCCACGGCCAAGGACAGAUGCAAUCAUAGUUCUUACUAGAAAGAGAGCCAUUGCAUUUGGGGGGGGCGGGGCGAUGAGGGAAUGAAUGGAGGACAGGCAGGCUGUGGAUUUGGCACCUGGCAGACACACCUUCAGUCCCUCAUUGCUUUCUGAUGCUCCGGUCACAUGGGGCAUGGAAGACCAGGCUGGAAAAGCACUUCAGACUGUCUCCGUUUGCUGCAGUGCUGAGAACGUUGCAAUGCCCUUAUGCAUCUGACUGACACCAACCUCUGUUUUCAUGCGGUCCAGGCCUUUUGAGGAAGGAGAAUUUGCAGUUGCAAACCCGGGAUGACCAGGAAGGGGGUGAGGGAGCAGUGUUGAUGCCAAAAGGCCCACAGGGUCUACCAGCCAGGGGGGUUGCUUGCUUAGGGGUAGUUUUGUUGGGGAUUACAUGCCUGGGUUUUGACUGCGUUGAUCCACAAGUGAAUUUUGGUCUGUGAAAAAGCAGAUGUGAGGUGGGCGGGUGGGGGGUGUAGGUGACGAUAAAGUCAUCUAUGAGGCUCGAUGUUCCCUGGGAAUCUUUCACACAGGUCUUCUUUCUCGUGGUCUCAUUAAGUCUUGAACUGCUGAUGUUAUGUCACUACCAAUCUUAGAGCAAAAAUCCAAGAAUUGGCCAAAAUUGACUUUCCAAUCUCUUUAAGCUCUUUCUGAAUGUGGGUCGGCCAGCUGGGCCUCCUGGCUGAGAGGUAGAGAGGUGGCAUGAUCACAGAACACCACAAGAAGGAAGUCCAGGGGCCUUUCCGACUGUGAAACCACAGGGUUUGAACUUGAAGAAAUAUAUAUGCCCCAUCUGGGUUCAUUUUCCUGCCAUCUGACUCACCUGCCACAUGAAAAUGGGCACUUUUUUAAGCUAAUAUUUCACUCUUUAGACAUUCUCCUUGAGUUUCACUUCCUUUAAAGCUCGCCUGGCUCAAGCCUGGGCACUGGUGCAGAGGAAGCUAAGAAAAAUGAGCUAAUCAGCAGCCCGUUGUCUGAGCGCAUGCCCUUCGAGAAAAGUCACCUGCCACAGGCAGCCACCUUCACCAGUUCUCCUACCUGUGCUGCCCACUGGUAGAGUGAGGCUUCCCAGUGCCAGAAAGCCCCCAAGGAAGGUCAGCAGGGCAGCAGGGCAGCACCGUCCUUUCCAUAGAAACGUCAGCACAUCCUCACCCUGGCAAUCCCUAGGCCAACCUGCUUCCAGGGAUCUCUGAAGAAAUCAAGUGGCCCGAUGAUUUGAACAGAGGGGAGGAAGCAGGAGGAGCCCCUUGAGCCCACCGAGGAAGAGGAAAGUUCUUAGUAUGGCAUUUUAUUAGCCUGAGAGCUUUGCAAAGAUAGGAGGACCUGGUUAAUUCCCACCCCUAAAGGAACCUUUCCAGGGACUCCCUGGGAACUUAAUCCCUAGGCAUGUUUAAAAAAGGAGAAUGGUGAGAAAACAGUCCUUUUUACUGUAAGGAAAAGCCCCGAACUGGCCUCUUGGGAGAUGAAGUCUUGAAUGAUCCCAGAGGACUUUUAAUUAGUGUAAAUCUUGUUGUCCUCAGAAACCCUUCCCUGAGUUUAGCAAUACAAGCACGAUGACCUAAGAGGCAGCUUACUCUCCAGAGACCCACAGUGGUGCUGUUCUAGAAGCACACUGGUGUAGCAGAGCCAGCGGGACAGGGAAAACAGGCCGCCCAGGUGGCACAGCUCCCCCCAUGGGGUUGUCUGAUAUUAAUGACUGAUUUGAUAGUCAGAAUCCAGCCGUUGGCAAGUCUUUAAAAACAGUCUUUAAAAACAAACAAGCCAAACUGAAUCAAUAUUGUUGUUUCUAGAUGUUCCUUCUGCGGUUGACUUAGUUUUACAUAAAUAACGAUAUUAAGGCACCAGUGGAGGGGGUCAGUGACAUGAUCAGUUAUAACCAUUUAAAACAGGGGAUGAAGUUGUAGAUGGAAAGCACUUCUGAGUACUUAAUUCAGGAAUAUCUUUUUAUUUCAAUAGUAGAUUAUCGCAUAAUACAACCGUCUAUUGGCUGAGAGCUUUAAUGUCUUAGGACCAGAUUUGUCAGAAUAUUUUAAAAUAACAAUAAUAUUAACCUUCUGAUUAUGUUUUCCAAAAUGGAUUUUUCUCCAGAUCCUCCAGCCUCCUUGGGCUUUGGCCACAACCCUAUCACAUACACAGCAAAUCAUCUUCAGGCAUCAGUAUGAUGAGGUCCUUAAGUGUCUCCAGAACCAACUCAGGGAGUACUAAACGUUUUCAGUUUGGACUCCAGAGUUUUAAGACAGGAGGUCACCCUAUCAUUGGUCUUGAAUGAAUAUUGAUCCCUCAGAAAGCAUUUCAGCAGCAUUUGAAAGUGCUUGGGUUAAGAUCCUAUUUUAUUUUGGAUUUAUUUUUCUCCUUUGACUUUCAUGUCACUAUUUUAUUUUAUUCUAUUUUUGUGGGAUAGCAGAGUGAGAGGCAGAGGCAGAAAGAAGAAUCAAAUUCAGAAUAACUGUGUUGAAUUUACCUGUCAGGUGGGGCUACCUCUCAGGUUGGCCCAGAGAGAAGGUAUUGGGUAAGAUUUUAAAUACCUUAUACGAUGAGCUGGAUAAUAAAAGCUUGAGUGUUCUAGAGCAUAGUUGCAUAGUUCCUUCUAUUGUAUGUCUUUAUAUCCCAAUAAAGGAAGCCACAUGCCUGACAAUUCAGAAUCACAGGCUAUGAAAAGUGAAACACACUUUUAUUUGGCCACACUAUCUCAGACUGGUUUCAGCUUCCCAGGAAAUGCCAGUCUUCAGUGUUCACAUCUCCUGCUGAUGGGGCCAGCAAGGAUCUUGGUCUUUUCAUUAGAAAAAGACUUCACCAAGAGUGAAGUUUCCUGAGCUGCAUUUUCUGGCAUUUGUCAAAUGAAAUAACAGAAGCUCUUCACAGCACCUGUACCUACUGGCCAUUGUGCAGACAGACAACACCAAGCAUCUUCACAUUGUUGCAAAAUGGAUCAAGCCCCAAAUAGACCCUGAAUAUCUAAGAAUCUCAGUAAGGUCUUGGUAAAUAGAAUUAAAAGAAGGGUGGAGUGAGGAAGGUACAGGUAUGUCUAUUAAGACUUUUCUAUUGUGAGAAACCAGCAAAGAGUCUGUGUCUAAAAUUAAAUUGGUCUAGAAGCAGCAGGAAUCCAGUAGGUACUCCCGUGACUCACCAAUAUCCCCAGUGGCCAGGAACCAUUUUUAUAGCAGUGAAUCCAGAUGUUGCUGUCUCUCUCCUUGGAAAGAUAAAGUAUUAACUCAUUCAGUGAUUGCUAAGGGAUCACUUCCUUAUUUUUUUGACAUGCCAUUAAAGAGGAUCAUAAGCAUUCGGGAAAAAAGUAUGCACGUGAAGCAUCCUGGUUCUGAAGUUAGGAGAACAGAUGUCACAUCUUUGGCUUUGGAGCCCUUUCUGCAACAAGACCCAUUGUCUUCUAUCCAGUGCUUUUUAGCAUUCAAACCAAGUAACGUGCCCCCUUCAUGAAUGCAUAUUCUUCUACCUUUGCCAAUAUUCUUCUCCCAGCUUUGUUUCGAGAUGCUUUCCUUUCAUCAUGAGGUAUGAUCCAAAGUGUGCAUAAUUUUAUUUAAUGUUACUUGAGGAAUUAGAUCCAAUGCUCCAACCAAAAAUACAAUGAAAGAUUGCCUCAUCUGGGGUUUGGGCCAAUCAGUGUUUCUAUAAAAGCAAUCUGUUUUUUGGAAAAACAUAGUUUUAAGGAUCCAAUUAUCUAAAAUAUUUUAUGUAUAGUUAGAGAUUUCACAAUAUUGAUUAUGCAUAUGCUUAAAAAAUGAAAUAUCCAGCUGAUGUUUGAAUUUGUCUUACUUUCCUGACCUCCUGUUUGUCCCAUUCUAGAAGCUGGGGGUUAACUAAUUAGCAAAAGAUGCCUUAUAAAAGAACAAACAUUUCAUUCUAUAAAGACACUCCAAAUGAUGGUUACUUGAUUUUCUCAAGACCUUUAACUGUGGUGAUAAAAUAGCAGGACUUACUUUCAAGCCUUAAUAAAUAUAAGUUGCCUUUUAAUGAAGAUAUUGCUGAAUGUUUUCUUCAUGAAUCUGAACCAGUUAUAAAGUUGUUUUCCAGUCUUGAUUGGUAUUGACUAAUUCAAUAAAGUUGGUUUAUUUUCAAAUAUUACAAAAGCAAUCAUCAGACUGCUUAUUUGAGGUGGGGAUUUCCUGUGCUGUUUUAAAUAAGUGUGAAACACCUUUUUUUCCCAAAUAAAAGUUAUUCUGUUUUCCCAUG